Dujonia railenensis is the source of this 978-nucleotide messenger RNA. Lineage: Eukaryota; Fungi; Ascomycota; Pichiomycetes; Serinales; Debaryomycetaceae. The record is from the annotation of a GenBank genome assembly.
AUGAUGACACAUUCGCAGAAUACUAUCAAGCUUGUGGCAGGUAACUCGCACCCGGAGUUGUGCAAGCAAAUUCUGGCUCGUCUUGGCAUAGAACUCUCUAAAGUGGGGGCCUUCAACUACACGAAUCAGGAGACGGCAGUUGCCGUAGGUGAAUCAGUCAGAGAUGAAGACGUUUACAUCAUUCAGACAGGAUGUGGAGAGACCAGUAUCAAUCAAUUCUUAAUGGAACUAUUAAUUAUAGUGAAUGCGUGUAAGAUCGCCAGUGCCCGUAGAAUAACUGCCGUGAUCCCCAACUUCCCCUAUGCUAGACAAGAUAAGAAAGAUAAGAGCAGAGCACCAAUAACAGCCAAACUUGUAGCCAACUUGUUGCAGACUGCUGGAUGUAGUCAUGUCAUUACCUUGGACUUGCACGCAUCUCAGAUUCAAGGGUUUUUCAGAGUUCCAGUAGAUAACUUGUAUGCUGAGCCCUCAGUGUUGAGAUAUAUAAACGAGAACUUUGCUAGAGAAGACAUAAUCAUAGUCAGUCCCGAUGCUGGUGGGGCCAAGAGAGUUUCGUCUAUAGCAGAUAAAUUGGAUGUGAAUUUUGCUUUGAUCCACAAGGAAAGAAAGAAGGCCAACGAAGUUUCCAGAAUGGUUCUUGUUGGGGAUGUGACAGAUAAGGUGUGUUUGCUUAUCGAUGAUAUGGCCGAUACCUGUGGUACCUUGUGCAAGGCAGCUGAAGUUCUAUUGGAGGAAGGAGGAGCCAAGGAAGUCAUUGCUAUAAUUACCCAUGGUAUAUUCCUGUCCAAUGCCAUUGAAAGGUUGAACAACUCCAAGUUAUCUAGAAUUAUAUGUACCAACUCGAUGCCCUUGGAAGACAAGUUGGAGAGAUGUAGCAUAUUAGAGACUAUUGAUAUUAGUCCUACGUUGGCCGAAGCAAUUAGAAGGUUACAUUACGGUGAGAGUGUUAGUUAUUUAUUCAACAAUGCCCCAGCAUGA